AUAAGCAUGCAUCUGACACACUCCACAUACAACUUCUCCCUCCACUCUCAGCGUCAGGUGUUGCAGUCAACUCUUAAACCAUGGCCAAGGAAAUGACUCUGCUGUGGGGCUCCGGCUCUCCCCCCUGCUGGAGGGUGAUGAUCGUUCUGGAGGAGAAGAACCUGAAGGGAUACAACCAGAAACUGCUCUCCUUUGAGAAAGGGGAGCACAAGUCAAGUCAAGUCAUGGAAAUUAACCCCAGGGGACAGCUUCCUGCCUUCAAACACAACAAUCAUGUCCUGAAUGAGUCCUACGCUGCCUGCUUUUACCUGGAGAGCCAGUACCAAUCCCAGGGCAACAAGCUGAUCCCUGAGUGCCCAGCUGAGAAGGCCAUGAUGUACCAGCGCAUGUUUGAGGCUAACACGCUCGGCCAGAAAAUGGCUGACGUUAUCUACUACAACUGGAAGGUCCCGGAGGCAGAGAGACACGACUCUGCUCUGAAGAGAAACAAGGAGGCCCUGACUGCUGAGAUCAAGCUGUGGGAGGGAUACAUGCAGAAGGCAUCAGGCCCUUUUGUGGCAGGAAAUAACUUUUCACUGGCGGAUGUGAUGGUUUUUCCAAGCGUCGCUUAUCUCUACCGCUUUGGGUUUUGUGAAGAGCGUUACCCUAAACUGGCAGCUUACUAUAACUCUCUGAAGGACAGAUCCAGCAUCAAAACCUCCUGGCCUCCGACCUGGCUGGAGAGCCCAGGACAGGACCUCCUGAAAGACAUUUGAGACUGAGAUUUGUCACCACUCCUUGCCUUGCACUUAUCUAGCUGGCUGCAUUUUUAGGAAAUGUGCAUUGCUCCUACUGUUGUUAUGCCUUUACAUAAUGUGCUUGACUUAAACUGUGGAUACUGUUGUUGUGCUUAUAACGAAAACAAUAAAAAAUUGAUUGUUGAAAGUU
Trematomus bernacchii (emerald rockcod) is the source of this 927-nucleotide messenger RNA. Its product is annotated as glutathione S-transferase A-like. The record is from RefSeq and is a predicted model, not a curated record. NCBI's taxonomy places the organism in Eukaryota, Metazoa, Chordata, Actinopteri, Perciformes, Nototheniidae. Gene Ontology annotation, biological process: glutathione metabolic process. Gene Ontology annotation, molecular function: glutathione transferase activity. The transcript is spliced from 6 exons. The coding region runs from base 81 to 755 and encodes 224 amino acids.